GCGAUCCAAUGGGGGAGACUGGAUUUUCUGGAGAAUCGACCGGGAUGGUCUUCUCGGAGACGGAGAUGGCGGCGGCUGAACAGCUUAUGCAGCUGAGCGAGGAAGAAACGGUGAGCUGUAGCAGCAGCACCGUCGGAGAAAGUGGAGGAGGUGGCAAAAGAAGACACGAAGAUGUUAGCUCGAGGAUCGGAAACGACGGCGUAAAGGAGAAUUGUAAUCUUGCCUUGGAGAUGAAGACGAAAAUGAAGAAGAUGAAGGAAAAGAAGUUUCGAUCUCUCAAGAGUAUUUACAUGGCAACGAAGGAGAUUAGGGAUUAAUCAAUGUAAUAAAGGGGGACGGAUAAGUACAUGUUAAUUGCGUUUGUUAAUCGUUCUUAGUAACCCGUGUCAAUGGUUUUGUGUGUAUAUGUAGUGUUUAAUCUAACGUUGGAGUUUGAGAGUUGUGAUAAUAGUUUAUGAAGCUUUUGAGAUGAAAAUUGUAAUAUAU
Molecule: messenger RNA, 486 nt
Organism: Eruca vesicaria subsp. sativa (arugula)
Lineage: Eukaryota; Viridiplantae; Streptophyta; Magnoliopsida; Brassicales; Brassicaceae
Source: the annotation of a GenBank genome assembly